CACCAAAAACACUUUUCUUUAGUUAUUGUACAGCAAAAAAAGGAUCCGAAAAUUAAGAUAAAAAUCGAAAGCAUAAAUUAAAUUAAAUAUUGACUACCCGACGUGUUUGACGUGACCAACCGAUGAGUUUGACAUGCCUGACAGUGCAUUGUCAAAGACAAAAUACCAAUAAACUGGCGUUAAACGUGACAAAGCUGUGACGAGUACGCAAACAAUUUUUUUAAUUUGUUCAACAAAAAAAAUAUUAUAAAAAUGCUAGAAAAUGUAAAAAUAAAUCGUGGACAAAAUUUAAAACAGACCGUUGAUACGGUAAGGGUUAAAAUGGACGGAAAAGGAUCUCGACCUGCCGAGCAACGUGUUGCCAAAAUUCUGCGACACUCGGUACCGAUCGUUAGACGGGAACGGUUCUUCCGCUCACCAGUGUCCGUUCUGUGUUGAAGCUAAUAUUUUAGGUGAAAUAAUCAAGUUUAAAGAGUUGUCCUAUACUGGCAAUCUAACAAUUGGGAAGUUAAUCAGUGCAGUUGCAGUUAACGCUUAAAGAUGCUUUCCUCGAUCGGAUCGUACCUACCUUGGAGCAGCCCUCAGCAGCCAUUUGAAAGCCCCCUUUCCGAAGUUACGUUCACCAUUAAUGGGAAAACGUAUACAGCGAGCGCUGAGAGCGUCCCGGUGGACACAUCCUUGAACGCGUUCAUCCGAAACCAUGCUCACCUUACCGGUACCAAGUUCAUGUGUCUCGAGGGUGGAUGCGGUACGUGCGUUGUGAACGCGUCCGGACUCCAUCCCGUUACCAAGGAGAAUAAAACUUGGUCCGUCAACUCGUGCCUGUUUCCCGUGUUCGCUUGUCAUGGGCUGGACAUCAAAACGGUGGAGGCUCUCGGUAACCGAACGGACGGGUACCAUCCGAUACAGGAACGGUUGGCCCAUAUGAAUGGUAGCCAGUGUGGCUACUGCUCCCCCGGCAUGGUUAUGACCAUGUACAGCUUGAUGGAAUCGAAGCAGGGUAGCGUCACGAUGGAAGAGGUCGAGAACGAGCUCGGUGGCAAUAUCUGCCGUUGUACGGGGUAUCGACCGAUUCUGGAUGCGUUUAAGUCGCUCGCAUCUGUGACGGAUAAGGAGCUACCGGACAUAGAGGAACUCCAGAUUUGUCCGAAGACGAAUACCGCCUGUUCGGCAAAGUGUCCGCAGGCAGCUAAUCUGAUCGUGCCGGGAUGUCCCGUACAGGUGGUGGCCAGCGAUGAUAAGGAGUGGCACAAAGUGUACACGCUGGCGGAAAUAUUCGCCAUCUUUGGUAAGAUCGACAAAAGGCCGUACAUGCUUGUUGGAGGAAACACGGCACAUGGUGUCUAUCGUCGCAGCGAAUCCUUGCAGGUCUUUAUCGACAUUAACUCGGUGGAGGAGCUGAGGAAUUAUUUCCUCCGAACGGGAGAGCUCGUCGUCGGUGCAAAUGUUACAAUCACUGAGUUUAUUGAAAUACUAACCAAGACGGCCAACAACAGACCAAACUUUAGCUACUGCAGAGAGAUCGCACGCCAUCUGGGUCGUAUUGCAAAUCCUGCGGUGCGCAACGCUGGAACGGUGGCUGGAAAUUUGAGCAUCAAGAACAAAUACCCUCAAUUUCCGUCCGACAUUUACAUUCUGCUGGAAGCUGUUGGUGCGAAAGUCAUAAUAGCCGACUCAUUAACCAAGGUCCUGGAGAAAUCGGCACAGGACUACGCACAGACGGACAUGACGAAGAGAUUGAUUAAAUUUAUAUCACUUCCUCUUAUCAACACGUUUACCACCACGUUCAAAUCGUACCGAGUAGCUCCACGUGCCCAAAACGCUCAUGCCUACGUCAACGCAGCCUUCCUGGUGCAAUUUGCUAAAGAUAAAUCGACUAUUAAGUUGGCCACACUGUGUUUUGGUGGAAUCAACCCUAAGUUCACACACGCAUCCCGCACGGAAAAGCUCCUCAUAGGGAAAAAGCUCUUCGAUGCCGCCACCAUCCAGCAAGCGAUCGGCAGCCUAGCUUCGGAGAUACAACCCGACUGGGUGCUACCGGAUGCGUCAGUCGAGUAUCGCAAGAACCUUGCCAUUGCUCUCUUCUACAAAUUUCUUCUCAGUGUCGCUACCGACAACAAUGUGCCACUGAAUCCUCGGUUCAAGUCUGGAUCCACUAUGCUCGAGCGUCCGCUAUCAUCCGGACAGCAGAACUACGAUACGAACAAGAAAAAUUGGCCCGUCACGAAAUACGUCCCAAAGCUGGAAGGCUUACGGCAGGCGUCCGGUGAGGCCAAGUAUGCGAACGAUUUUCCACCCUUUCCCGGCGAGCUGUAUGCGGCGUUCGUCGUUGCAACGCAGCCGAAUGCGACGAUCGGCAAGAUUGAUCCUACGGAUGCAUUGAAACUGCCCGGAGUAGCGGCAUUCUUCUCCGCGAAAGAUAUCCCCGGCACGAACAACUUCAUGUCCAGUGCCAUGAACUUUUACUUCCCGGACGUGGAGGAGAUCUUCUGCAGUGGACGGGUGCUGUUCCACGGCCAGCCGGUCGGUGUGAUCGUGGCGGACCGUUUCGAUCAAGCAAUUCGGGCCGCCAAGCAGGUGAAGAUCAUUUACGAACGAGUGUCCGAUGAACCGGUCUGUCCUACGCUUAAAGCUGUUCUGAUGAAUCAAGCAAAGGAGCGUAUUGUCGAUCGACCGGCCAGCAGCCGCGAGGGACCACAGAUAGACCUGGCAGUGUCGAAACAAAUUGUAGGUACGCUGGAGCUAGCGGGACAAUACCACUUCACGAUGGAACCGCAAACGUGUGUCUGCGUCCCGAUAGAGGAUGGUAUGGACAUCUACGCCGCAACGCAAUGGAUCGAUCUGUCCCAUGUGGCGGUAGCGGCCGCCCUAAAAGUACCUCAAAACAGUCUUAACUUUACCGUCCGACGUGUUGGAGGCGGGUUCGGUUGUAAGCUAACGCGCGUAAGUCAAAUUGUUUGCGCCUGUGCUUUGGCUGCGCAUCUUACCAAACGGCCGGUACGGUUCAUCAUGAACAUCGAGGCUAACAUGGGUUCGAUCGGGAAGCGGUACGGUUGCGUCAGCAACUACCAGGUGGAUGUGGACGCGAAGGGAAAGAUUCUAAAGCUCACCAACAACUUCAUGCAGGACUACGGUUCGAAUCUGAACGAAAACGUCAUCGAUGACGCGAAGGUUGUGUUUGGACUUUCGUACAAUUCUAGCGCAUGGAAGGUGGAGGGCAAAGCCGUACUUACCGAUGCACCAUCGAGCACUUGGAUGCGUGCACCGGGUACUACGGAAGCGAUUGCCAUGAUUGAGACGAUCAUGGAACACAUUGCCUGGGUGACCGGCGUUGACCCGAUGCAGGUGCGGCUGAGCAAUAUGCCCGCGGAAAGCAAACUGCAAAAGCUGAUGCCCCAGUUCCGGCAGGAUGUGGAGUUCGACAAGAGGAAAAAGUUGAUUGACGAUUUUAAUGCGAAGAAUCGGUGGCGCAAGCGAGGCAUCGCUAUGAUCCCGAUGCAGUACCCGCUGGUACAUGUUGGUGCGUUGCAUGCGCAGGUGUCCAUCCACGCGAACGACGGUACGGUAUCGAUCAGCCAUGGAGGGAUUGAGGUGGGGCAGGGUAUUAACACCAAGGCGGCUCAGGUUGCUGCCUUCACGUUGGGGAUUCCGUUGGAGACUAUUUCCAUCAAACCAUCGAACAGCAUGACAUCUCCGAACGCUGUUAUGACGGGAGCAAGUAUGACCAGCGAGGUCGUAUGCUUGGCCAUUAAAAGGGCUUGUGAAAUUCUCAACACCCGUCUGCAACCCGUUAGGAGCGAGCUUAAAAACGCCAGCUGGGAAAAGAUUACUCAAACCUGCUACAUUCGGGACAUCGAUCUGAGCGUGCUGUACCAGUACAAGAAGUCGGAUCUGAAGCCCUACAGCAUCUGGGGGCUGAGUUGCGCCGAGAUGGAAGUGGAUAUACUUACCGGUAACGUACAACUGACCCGUGUCGAUAUACUCGAGGAUACCGGUGAGAGCAUCAGUCCCGGUAUCGAUGUGGGCCAGAUCGAGGGAGCGUUUAUCACGGGGCUCGGCUACUGGCUGACGGAGUCGCUCGUUUUCGAUAUGACCAACGGUGCGCUGCUGACGAACCGUACCUGGAACUAUAAGCCACCGGGCGCGAAAGACAUUCCGGUGGACUUCCGCAUUCGACUGAUACAGACCGGUGACAAUCAGGGUGGUGUGUUGCGAUCGAAGGCGACCGGUGAACCAGCGAUGACCAUGACCGUCGUACUGCUGUUCGCACUGAGAUAUGCCCUUCGAUCGGCUCAAAAAGAUGCCGGACGUCCGGAUGAUUGGAUUCCGCUCGGAUCGGCUUCGACUCCGGAGCAGAUAUUCCUCAAAGCAUCCAACAACUUCGAGCAGUUUAAGCUGCAGUAGAAUUUUUGCAAAUUUAUUAUACUACUUCAUGAGAUUGUAUUGGUGAAGGAAUUUGGUAUGCUACAUAAUAGCCAAGGGAAAUGGGGGAAAAAUAUUUAAAUAAAAAAGCAUAUUUGAAAAAAUAUAAUUCUAAACCCCCUCUUCUAUCUCACCUAUACAAAGCAUCCGAUCAUGAUGGUGGUGGACAUUGGAUAAAAAAAGCGUAAUCAACGCUCCGGUCCCAUCGACGCGUGUCGACGCGCGAUAAACGUUGCAUGUACUCAACAAUGAUACGCAGAAAUUGUUCAGUCCCCACCAACAGAUACGGACCAUUACGAGGCAGAAAACCCAACCCAUCUCCGUACGUGUUGUCGGA
Molecule: messenger RNA, 4759 nt
Organism: Anopheles stephensi (Asian malaria mosquito)
Lineage: Eukaryota; Metazoa; Arthropoda; Insecta; Diptera; Culicidae
Product: xanthine dehydrogenase-like
Exons: 9
Coding region: 541-4404 (1287 amino acids)
Molecular function (GO): 2 iron, 2 sulfur cluster binding; oxidoreductase activity; iron ion binding
Source: RefSeq, a predicted model, not a curated record